UUGCACCUUCUCAUUUUCUGUUGUGUUACAUCAUCUGUUUUUAAGUGUCCAAAGGUUCCUGUUUGUCAUGUUUCCUGUUUUUCCUGUUGUCCUGUUUUAUUGUUGUUCCUGACGACAAGAGGUUGUACAAUCACAUCAUCUCAGCUUCCACACAGAUAAAUGUCUUUCUCCUGCAUUUUGAUUUAAUUUAAUCUUUAUUGGUUCUUUUUCUGAAACAAUCAGCCUGAGACUCAACUGCAUUUUGUGUGUCUCCACAUUGUAUGAGCUAGUUAUCGAUCACGUUUGUUCACAUGGGAGGGAUUUCUCAUUUCAGGCAGUGAAUGAGUUUGUGCUCGGUGCACAGCCCUCCUCAACUGCAGCUUACAGCAAGCUCACCCUGCAGAAACAAUGAACGUUAUCUUCCCUCUACUGCUUAUCUUGGCAGAUGGGGUGUCCUGUGAAGUUUGCCGUUACCAGGAUGUUCUGGACCACCUGGACCUGACGCCACAUAACGGUGUGUAUGUAAUGACCCGGCCUGUUCUGGACUACACACAUAAAACUGUGGUAAAGCUGGACAUCUUACUUUAUGCCAUCCUGGGAGUGGUGGAAAAAACUCAAACGUUUACUCCUUUCAUCUGGGCAUCGAUGCAGUGGAACAAUGAACUCAUCUCUUGGGACCCGGCUCAGUUUUGUGGAAUCACUGAGAUGUCAGUUCCUAAAGAUGCGCUCUGGAAACCCGACCUCUUCAUCUAUGAGAUGAUAGAGAAGGAUGAUUCCCCUCAGAAUCCAUACGUUGUGAUGUCCUAUGAUGGGACGGUAUCUACUGAAGAGGAGAUGAGGGUGGUAAGCACCUGUAAGAUGGAUGUCUACAAGUUCCCCUUUGACACACAGGAAUGCACCUUGUCCAUUGGUUCUGCUAUACAUUGCUUGAAUGAAAUGCGAAUUUUACCUUUCUCAAACUCCUCUCGGGCUACUCAGUUUUCACGAGAGGUAAUUAAGAGUCAGGGAGAGUGGGAGUUCCAGCAGCUGUCCGUCAGCAGCUCCAAUCUCAGCUAUAAUGAUAAAAAUUGGGAGCUACUCAAGUACACGAUCACCAUAAAGAGGAGACCCCUCCUCUACGUCAUUAACUUGCUGAUGCCUGUCCUGUUUUUCUUGACUCUGGAUAUUGCCUCCUUCUUCAUCUCUGACAACCGAGGCGAGAAGCUGAGCUUCAAAGUCACAGUGAUGCUGGCCAUCUCCGUCCUGCUGCUCAUCCUUAAUGAAAUUCUGCCCUCCACGUCCAACAAGACUCCACUCAUUGCGACCUACUGCAUUGUGAUUUUUGGUCUGAUGCUGCUCAGUUUGUUGGAGACAAUCUUGGUCACAUAUCUGAUGGACAAAGACUCAGAGGUCAUGCUCCCUCGGAAGGAUGACGUAAAGGACAAACAAAUGAAUGUUAAAACUGAGAUUUGCAACAUGGAUGCUGAAAAGCAGACUUGCUGCUCCUGUCUCUGCAGAGUGUCUGAAAGUGAGAAACAACAAGAGCUGCUGCCCGUUGCUGAAGAGGUGAUCAGCAGCAUUCAGUCAGGAGAGGCUCAUGUACUGCUGUCGAUUCUGGAUGAGCUGAAGAAACUGCAGGAAACCGUUUAUCUACAUCUGGGCUGCAGAGAAGAAAACAUGAAAUUUGUGCACUGGGCAAAGAGGAUCAACAGAGUUUUCUUCUUUUUCUACAUCAUCACUGUUUUCCUGUUUUUGUCCUUCAUCUUCAUGGAAUGGAACGCUUAGGAACGUUAUAUCUGUUUCACUUAAAACAAUGCAGCUUCCGUUUAAUGCCUUGAACACACAGUGGGGGUUGGACAGUAAUCGCCUUGUUUCAAAGACAUUGAUUUUGUUUCCUUUCCAUCCUUAAAUGAAAACACAAACUACAUAUAUUUAUCCAGCUUUACUUAUCCAAUAAAACCAAUAACAUCCAACUGACAAAAAGCACAAUUAUAGUUUUCAAAAAUAAGAAACAAGAAAUACUGAGAUUAAUAAAGGAACUCCCCACAAUGCCAAUAUUUUGUUAAACCACCUUUUGCUUUAAUAACAGCCUUGAGUCUGUUGGGAUAGUUUUCUAUGAACUUUGCACAUCUAGAUUGAACAGUAUUUGGCCAGUCUUCAUUACAAAACCAUUCAAGUUCAGUCAGAUUGGAUGGUAGGCGUUGGUGGACUGCAAUCUUCAAAUAUGUCUGCAGAUUUUCAUUGGAUUUAGGUCUGGGCUCUGACUGGGCCACAUGAGGUCCUUCCCUUUUGUCUCCUUCAACCACUGUGUGGUAAGUUUUCCUGUGUGCUUUGGAUUGUUGUCAUGUUGAAAGGUGAAUCUUCUACCCAUUUCCAAAUUUUUGGCAGCGGGUACACACAUUUUUUCAAGAAUUUGACGGUUUUGCCCCAUCCAUUUCCUUCUAACCUAAUGAGAACCCCAUUCCCUGAGGCAAAGAAGCAGCCCAAUAAAAAGAUGCUGCCACCUUCCUGGUGUAGGUAUGGUUUGUUGUGGUUGGUAAGCUGCAUUAGAUUUACACCAGGUUUACCAUUUGGUAUUGAGCCAAAUAGUUACAUCAUGGUCUCAUGUGACCAUGACACCUUCUUCCUUUUUCCAUUUGGCAUCAGAACCUUCAAGGUGCAUUCUGGCAAAGCUCUAACCAGCUUUAAUGGGGCCUUUUUUGGGAAGUUCUUGUGGAAUACAUACAUACAUACAUACAUACAUACAUACAUAUAUAUAUAUAUAUAUAUAUAUAUAUAUAUAUAUAUAUAUAUAUAUAUAUACACACACACACACACAUAAAACUUCAGUAAAGGCUACAUUAUGAAUACUGACAAUAUUAACAUUUUUGUUGACGAUUAACAAAAAUCUAGUCAGAAAAUGGAAAAGGUGGGAAAAUUAACCAAUCGGCAAAUGGAACAGGUAAGACUAGAUGAGAAAUAAACCAAUCAGAGCCUGGAGCUACAAGCUACCGGUCACCACAGGCAUCAUAAAUUGAUGUCUGUGCCAGUAACAGUUAAACAUUUUAUGCCUAAAAGGAGAAAAUAAAUGUGAUGGUUUGAAAAGUAUUUGCUUGGUGGGUACACAUCCGGGUUUGAGAAACACAACUGUCAGUGUGUGUUUUGGUAUUAUCCAUUAAUUAUUGUUUUUAAAACCAUUAUAAAUUAAGAGUUUUAAUGAUCCAAAGUGUGAAAUGUGAAUUUUUCAUAUUUCUUCACAGUUUCAAGUAGGUAUAGUUUACAUUUAAUUUACAGAAGUUGGAAAUUAUUGCAUCAGAAGAAAAAGAUGUAUAGUCAGUUCCUUGCUGUCAGUUGGACUACCGAGCAAGAAAGUGUUCUAAAAACAUUUGUUUUUAUGCUCCACUAAUCACAUUGACUACAACUGAUCACAGGUGGAAGCCAGUAACCUGCCAAGGAAACGGAAGUAGUUACUUUCCCUGACUGAGCUGAAAAGUAUUGUUUUGAAAGGGGAUAUUUCCUUUGUUAAUUUUAAUAUUUCUAUUUUCUUUUCUUCUUUUUAAUUCUUCUUUAACUGUAACAUUGGCAUUUUUCAACAAGUGUUAUAGGUUGCAUUGGAUUAGUAAAGUUUAAAGAUAUUUUAAUGUAAAUGUAACUGGAUGAAAAGUAAAAAGAUUGAAGUCCUUCAAACAAGAGAUUCUUUUCUAUACUCAUUGUACAAAAUGUGUAUUAGUCUAGGUUUCUUCAAAAAUACUUUAGACAUGCACAUGUAUGAAUUAAUUAUGCCAUUGCAAGUAAACUGGAUAAAGCACUGCCAUAACUUGUGUUACUGUUGGCUCUUCUCCUUGUGCACUCUUAUGUGUGUGUAGCAUUUAGUACAUAUUAAUUAUGACCAAAAAGAUGUGAUAUUCCUUACAAAAAUGAAAUAUCAAUCUGAUUGAUCUUUGAAUGUUUAAUCAGAAGAUUCUAGGGUUCUUUGCUUAUUCAGUGACCAUAAACACACUUCGUAUUAUUGCAGACAGAGUCAGGUAUGUAGUAUAAAAAUGAAUUUAAUUAUUUUCCCUAAACUAAUGAUACAUGACAAGAUAUGAAUAAGGAGAUGUGGUGUGGUGGAUGUGAGGUGUUGUGAUGGAAGCUAGAUGUUGUAGCAACCGUUAUUGUAUCUGAGAGAAAUUGUGAAAUCUGGGAGUAAAAGAAUUUGUUGUUUGUUAUAAACUAGAGAGUUGUUUAUUUGUAAACCUCAUCAUACACCAGUAUGCAGGCUUAUGACACCCUUGUAUGAGUUGCUCCCGGCGGUCCGGAGGGUUGCGGUCAGAGUGGUGAGGUCACCGGACGUCGAAACCACAAUAAUCAGAGAUUAGUAGAUUCCUCUGAGUUCAGCUUCCCCGGCCAUGAGAUACAACCCGGGGUCUGCAGAUUAGAUGUCUCAGGUGUGAAGUAGCUCUGAAAAGAGCUGUUGUGUCUGUAAUCACUUGCAGCAUUGCAGAAAGGUUUUGACUUAAGGUCAAAGGAGUUUGUUUCAAAAGAGGCUUCUUUCCCGCUUUGGCCAAAUCGGGGCUCAGCUGGAAACUGAACUAAUAAGGAAGUAAAGCCUGUUUCAAUAAACUCAUUAUUUAUAAUUUCUGGUGCAUUCUGACAAAUCGGAAUGUGCCAUGUCUGGAAGGCUUUACCAAAACUUUCCUCAGAAAGCCAUGCCUUCUUGCAGAU
Molecule: messenger RNA, 4641 nt
Organism: Nothobranchius furzeri (turquoise killifish)
Lineage: Eukaryota; Metazoa; Chordata; Actinopteri; Cyprinodontiformes; Nothobranchiidae
Product: 5-hydroxytryptamine receptor 3A-like
Biological process (GO): nervous system process; signal transduction; monoatomic ion transmembrane transport
Cellular component (GO): plasma membrane; neuron projection; synapse
Molecular function (GO): acetylcholine-gated monoatomic cation-selective channel activity; transmembrane signaling receptor activity
Source: RefSeq, a predicted model, not a curated record